AUGGUUGGUACAGCACCUCCUCCCAAUCUAAGCGUACAGGAGAGAUAUGCCAUCCUCCAGGGCAUGGCAGACGCUCUGCCCACGCACGCCCAAGGCGACGAAUCAUCCGAUAUUGCGUCGUCCUACGAGGUCAUCGCCCUGCUCGUCCAUGCAUAUCUCGCCUCUCUCGACUUCAGGCUAUGCGGCUUUGAUGAAGACAAGCCCAUUCCUGAAUGCGCUUCUCUCGCCCCUCGUUUACCACCCCAGUGGAACAACGGCUUCGGCUCGCUAUCAUUCGUCUACAAGCACAAGCAGUCUUCCAUGACCUUUGUCAUCCGCGUUGAUCGCAUGGGCUCAAAGGUCGAGAUCCGGGGCCUCGCUGUCGGUGCUGAGACCAUCCAGCGUUUCGAAUACAAGACUCAAGAAGUCGUCCAUGCUUCAAAACUGCCCCUACGCAUCAGCCUCGAUGCCGACGGAAACGAAGACCGGAGCGACCUCCCCGAGAAGCUGAUGGAGGUCUUGGCUGCAGACUUCAUCAUUGAUCGCAUUGUGUACGACACAAGAGUGCAGAUCGUGCAAAAGCUGAUUCCCAAGCUGCAAAAGGAGGGCUACGUCGAGACCGAGGAUGCCGAAGCGAAUGCUAGAGACGAGAGGCGCGCGCAGGAGGCUCGCGGCGAACGCAGGAAUCCCUGGGUACCCAGACCCAUAAGAGGCCCCGAUCCAGGACCUCCAUCGCCGACGCCUUAUCCUCAUCCUGGACUGCUGCCUGAUAACGCUCAUCGACGACCUCCGCCUGCUGAUUUCCCACCUCCCGACUUUGAAGACGAGCACCAAAUCAACAGCCCUCCUGGCCGAAUCAUGGGCGGGCUGAGGAUGCCUCCGAGCCACAUUGGCCACGACGACCUCAAUCCUCCUGGCCUUGGGCCUCACGAUCCGCUUCGAGGCUCAUUUACAGGCGGAGGUCUUCCCCAUCCCGGUGGCUUCUCAGGAAUGCACCCCACGUUUGACGAUCCGCUAUUCACGGGCGAAGGCGGCUGGGGAGGAGACGGACCGCACGGAUCCGGCUACGACCCACAGGCUCCUCCGGGGGCUAGAUGGGACCCAGUGAACCCUGGUGGCGGGCCGAGAUUCCCUGGCCCUGGAGGACGAGGUGGUGGCAGGGGAGGAUAUAACGGAGGAAGAGGAGGAUUUGGAGGCUAUGGCGGAGGCUAUGGCGGAGGCUUUGGAGGUGAUAUCAUCUAA
Trichoderma gamsii is the source of this 1221-nucleotide messenger RNA. RefSeq lists its product as hypothetical. Bases 1 to 1221 code for a protein of 406 amino acids. Gene Ontology annotation, biological process: proteasome-mediated ubiquitin-dependent protein catabolic process. The transcript is spliced from 2 exons. Gene Ontology annotation, molecular function: endopeptidase inhibitor activity; proteasome binding. The record is from RefSeq and is a predicted model, not a curated record. Lineage: Eukaryota; Fungi; Ascomycota; Sordariomycetes; Hypocreales; Hypocreaceae.